UAUAAGCCCAAACAAUAAAUUCAUGCAACAGUUAAAGCCCAAUAAGGCCCGCACGUGAUGUUCAAUUUGCUCAUCCAGUUCAUUUCAGCUCCCCCACUUCACCCACCCCUCUCUCCCUCUCUCUCCAGCAGAUCUAAAUUCGCAUUUUCAUCAGACUAUUUGUAUUAAUCAAAAGAAAACUAAAAUGGAUAUUGAGGAGCUUAAGAAGAUGGAAGAUGAAGAAUCUUCUGUCAUGAAAACAAUGAAAGGGGCAACCACCGGGUUUGUUGCUGGCACCGUUUGGGGUAUGGUUGUUGCUACUUGGCAUGAUGUACCCCGUGUCGAAAGAAGUAUUGCACUUCCUGGCUUGAUCCGGACACUGAAGAUGAUGGGUAACCAUGGAGCGACAUUUGCUGCUAUUGGUGGAAUCUACAUGGGGGUGGAGCAGUUAACACAGAAGCAGCGUAUGAAAAGAGACUAUAUUAAUGGAGCAGUUGGAGGAUUUGUUGCUGGUGCCACUGUCUUUGGCUUCAAAGGGAGGAGCGUUUCAUCAGCCUUGUCUGCAGGAGGUGCAUUCGCAGCCACUUCUGCCAUCCUCGAAGUAUUAGGCAUUGAGAAAAGGGAGACUGGCAGGGUUAAUUAUGUGUACACCCGCGAGAAAAGGCCUAACCCAAAUGUCAACUAGAUACUGAUGGUGGUGCAGUUCCAGUUGAGCUCUUUGUGAAACAAUACUGUACUGAGCUUUGUUUUGUGUACCAUUACAUAUGGUAAAUGACCAUUUAAAUAAAUUUCAUGUACUACUUUCUUUGA
This is a messenger RNA of Salvia hispanica, 789 nucleotides long. RefSeq names its product Mitochondrial import inner membrane translocase subunit Tim17/Tim22/Tim23 family protein (gene OEP16-3). Gene Ontology annotation, biological process: protein insertion into mitochondrial inner membrane. Lineage: Eukaryota; Viridiplantae; Streptophyta; Magnoliopsida; Lamiales; Lamiaceae. The record is from RefSeq and is a predicted model, not a curated record. Gene Ontology annotation, cellular component: TIM22 mitochondrial import inner membrane insertion complex; chloroplast.